Molecule: messenger RNA, 954 nt
Organism: Pseudoliparis swirei
Lineage: Eukaryota; Metazoa; Chordata; Actinopteri; Perciformes; Liparidae
Product: isotocin-neurophysin IT 1-like
Exons: 4
Coding region: 410-880 (156 amino acids)
Cellular component (GO): secretory granule; extracellular region
Molecular function (GO): neurohypophyseal hormone activity
Source: RefSeq, a predicted model, not a curated record
UAUAAUAAUGGGUUUUUUAAAAUGUUGUACACUCGUAUCCCCUCAUGCUUUGAAUUCCAUCUCCCCAUUCACUUCCUGACCUCUCUGGCUUUCCGGUCCUCUCUAACAUGCACGGUCACGCACCACGAGCCCUCCUGUAAUAACUCUCAAGAGCGAGAAGCAAAGCAGGCCCCAGAACUGCCGUGGCCCUUUUGACCCGGGCGGCCCGGUGGUCAGCUUCAUUUCCGGAGGUGAUAGUAACUAAAACGGGCUCAUUAAGGAUCUCUAAGUGGCUUUUGGGUUUCUGUGUCACUCUCAGAAGAAGCUCUGGAAGUAUAUAAGACAUGUCCGAGAACAGAAGAAGCAUCGAGGAGCAUCUGGAAGCAACACAUCCACCGCAUCUACGUCAAGAGAUUAAGCAACAGCAGAAAUGACUGGAGCUGCCGUGUCCGUGUGCCUCCUGCUCCUCCUGUCUCUGUGUUCGGCGUGUUACAUCUCUAACUGUCCCAUCGGGGGGAAGAGGUCCAUCAUGGACGCACCGCUGCGAAAGUGCAUGUCGUGUGGCCCCGGAGACAGGGGCCGCUGCUUCGGCCCCGGCAUCUGCUGCGGGGAGGGCCUCGGCUGCCUGCUGGGCUCCCCGGACACGGCUCGCUGCGUGGAGGAGAACUACCUGCUCACCCCCUGCCAGGCCGGAGGGAGACCCUGUGGAUCUGAGGGAGGACGCUGCGCCGCAUCAGGCCUCUGCUGCGAUGCAGAAAGCUGCAUCACGGACCAAUCCUGCCUCGGCGAGGACGAAGGAGACGACCAGAACGGCCAGUUCGAAGGCAGCGACCCCGGUGACGUCAUCCUCCGGCUCCUGCAUCUGGCUGGCCUCAAUUCGCCCCAUCGAGUCCACCAAUGAGCUGCCGCCGACAGCGAGGUCUCAUGGGAAACUCUUCAGCCGCAGAGACGCCGUGGGACUUGUAGUUGUGUAGU